AAAUUUGUGAGUAAAGGCUGCGCAUGUCACAGUACGUGGAUAGUUAGCUGGGGGUGGCUGUCAGCCAGAUCUGGCUACAUUUUGCUUGAAGGACAGUCAACAAUUAGUUAGGCUGAAAUGAAGAUUCAAGUUUCGCUGCUGUUGGUGGCUAUCUCUUUGGCAGCUUCAGGUCGAGGCGAGACGACCACAACACGUGGGGGUGAAUCAACUACAACUGGCACAACAGAAAGCUCAGGAAAGGAAGGCGGGAAACCAGGAGGAAAUGGUCGAGGCGAGACGACCAUAACACGUGGGGGUGAAUCAACUACAACUGGCACAACAGAAAGCUCAGGAAAGGAAGGCGGGAAACCAGGAGGAAAUGGUCGAGGCGAGACGACAACAAGUGGGGAUGAAGCAACUACAACUGGCACAACAGAAAGCUCAGGAAAGGAAGGCGGGAAACCAGGAGGAAAUGCAAAAGGAGAUAACAUGACGACAACAGGAUCACCAGAUAACUCAAAUCCGACAAAUCCUGGAGAUCCGACCAAUCCCAAGGAUCCAUCAAAUCCUGGGGAUCCGACAAAGCCCACGGAUCCAUCAAAUCCUGGGGAUCCGACAAAGCCCACGGAUCCAUCAAAUCCUGGAGAUCUGACAAAGCCCACGGAUCCAUCAAAUCCUGGGGAUCCGACAAAGCCCAAGGAUCCAUCAAAUCCUGGGGAUCCGACAAAGCCCACGGAUCCAUCAAAUCCUGGAGAUCCGACAAAGCCCACGGAUCCAUCAAAUCCUGGAGAUCCGCCAAAGCCCACGGAUCCAUCAAAUCCUGGGGAUCCGACAAAUCCCACGGAUCCAUCAAAUCCUGCAGUUCCGCCAAAGCCCACGGAUCCAUCAAAUCCUGGAGACCCGACAAAGCCCACGGAUCCAUCAAAUCCUGGAGAUCCGCCAAAGCCCACGGAUCCAUCAAAUCCUGGAGAUCCGCCAAAGCCCACGGAUCCAUCAAAUCCUGGGGAUCCGACAAAUCCCACGGAUCCAUCAAAUCCUGGAGAUCCGCCAAAGCCCACGGAUCCAUCAAAUCCUGGGGAUCCGACAAAUCCCACGGAUCCAUCAAAUCCUGCAGUUCCGACAAACCCCAAGGAUCCAUCAAGUCCUGGAGACCCGACAAAUCCCAAGGAUCCAUCAAACCCUGGAGAUCCGACAAAUCCCACGGAUCCAUCAAAUCCUGCAGUUCCGACAAAUCCCAAGGAUCCAUCAAAUCCUGACGUAUCCACAGAAAAGACUCCGAAAGAGGGCAAGUUGAAUAAAAAAACUCUCAUCAUGGCAGUUGUAUUUGGGGGUACUGCCGCUGUUGUAACUGCCGUUGUGUUGGUAAUGGCGGUAAAGGCCGUCAUUACGGCAGGAAUGGGAGGAGGAGCAAAGGUAGCAGGUGCAGCGGGGGCAGCUUGAUAGAUCUCGCACCUGCACUUAUGCUGCAUUAGCACAUUAAUAUGUUCAUAUGUAUGUUAAAUAUUCAGGAUUUUUCAUAUCUUGCUGUAGCGGCAUGUUUGUCUCAGACGCCGUACUCCAUUGUGGCUUGGCGUGACUUUCACCGUCUCGGGAAGAAUAUGGUUAUGCGUAUCCAUUGUUUGCAUACGUAAGGAAAAGCACAUCAUUGAAAGAACUGCAAAUAAAACCGAUAAAACCAUUUCCAUAAUCAUAACAAAUCGUAAGGAAUGUUGCACCUGUCCGUUAGAUUAGCAAUGGUGCAAUCAAAGAGGAUAUAUGAUCCAGGGCCCCGUUACACAAAGCCAUCUUAGCGCUAAGGUGAUGGUAACUCCCAUACUUUAACACUGGCUUACGAUAGUCGUAGCGCUAAGAUAGCUUUAUGGAGCGGUGCCCUGGAGUGGUGGCUUUCAGUUUUCCGUUAUGUUUGACCUUACACAGAAAUGUAGUAUUGCAGUACAACUACAUGGAACUAUUUUUAAGUUGAUCAUAUUGAACAGAUUGGUUUUGCACGAUUCGCUUGUUUUGAUCAUAAUAGUAAAUCUAAACACUUCUUUUACAUUGCUGAUAAGACAAAUAUUUUUCCAUACAACGAAUUCGUUUGGCUGUUUAAUAUUUUGUACAGUUUUGUGUUCUGGCUACACAAGUGCCUUACGAGUUGUAUGCUGUUAUAUGCUGGUUACCAGGUACAUCUCUAAUAAGGACAUUUCAGGUGACCAGUUAAAACAACAUGGCCGCCUGGCAAUUGUCUGUCUUUAUCGGCGUCACCUGUAAACAUAUUCUCCUCUGCAACCAAUGGACCCACGAAACCGCAUCUGGGAUUUAGUUUUGUAGAGACAUACAUUUGAAAGCGUUUCUGGACAAUUAAAUAAAAUCAACUGAUUAAAGGCUGUUAUAAGGCACAGAGUUGAAACUUAAGUUCUGCAUUGCGAUAGUGUUAUACAAAUGUAACAGUGAGGUGAUGUGAAAUGGGGUUUAAUAGCGUCCAAUAGUAUUGCAAUUUUAUAGCGACGUGCAUGCACGUGUGUGUAGCUGCUUGCACUCGUCCAGACUAAUGCCGAUUUUAUAGUGCUAGCCCACUGAGGUACCAUGCCGCAGUUGAACAUGAAUACCCCACUCAGACACUGUAUACUGAAUCCAGACCGAAUAUUAUUUUUAACAAGUACCAUGUUUUAAUGUCUGUUGGGUUUGAGGCGGCCGAGGUUCGAAACCCCGGACCUUCCCCUCUCCGGGCGGACGAUCUACCACUAGAACACGGAGGCGGGAGAAACCCUUGUACUAUAAUAAUAAUAAUAAUAAUAAUAAUAAUAAUAAUAAUAAUAAUAAUAGAAACCUUAACAUACUUGUUUCGUAUUUGUCCAUUCAUCCUCAAUGUUCAUUCAAAGAUUUGCAUUGAUGUCUCGGUGAGGUUUAGUGACAAAGUCGACACAAUUUAUGGAUAACAGCUUCUUUAUUCUACUGUAAUAAAGUAUACUGCUAUUACAGUAUUAUUAACAAGUUAUUGUGUCUACGUUGCAAUCCGUAAACUUCAAAGAAAUGCCUAUCCAACAACUCAGCACGUCAAUAGUGAUUUGGCACGUUGUUUUUAUUUGUCACCAAAAAUAUAUGUACGUCUUUCAAAGCCCGGGAAACAUUUUCCCUUUAAUGUAUGCAUUGCUAUACCAAGGAAAGUAAGAGAGCCCAUCGCAGGAACUAACUGCUUCGUUCAAUAAAGAUGAUUUACAUAACAUUAGAUAUUUGAAUGUUCCCCGUAUAUACGUUCCCUUAAUUGACGCCAUCAGUAUAUAUAGGUGGGAUUUACUUAAAACGAUUUACCAAUUUGGUAAUUAUACAUCACUUCAAUGGAUGCUACACGGGGAGACAUAUGUAACCUUCACAUUAACAGUUUUCUCACAGAAAUAUCGAUCCUUUCAAAGAGAUAUUCACUUGAAAUACGGCAAACAGAUUCUCAUGCUAAUGCUUUUUGCACUCAGUACAUGUCUAUUCGUUUUGACAAAUGGAAGCUGUCCUUCCAUAAAGGUAGAUACAAUCGAGCAACACCUAUAUUUCUACAGUGUGUUUGAGUGAAAGAGUCGGGGGAAGAACCCCGCUUUGAACAUAACGUCAGUAACAUCAGAAGCUUCAAAGUAUUUCAGGUGGCAGAUCUUUAUUACUUAUGACACCAAUUCAGGCGUCUUUUAUGUUAACAGACGAAUUAGGUCGAAUCUGAUAUAUCAACAUUCCCGUGGAUUCUGGUGUGUAAGUUUUGUGACAGUAACAUCGACUUCUGGCAGCCGCUGAUUCAGGUACUGGUGCACUAGUUUAGACCGGUUAACCGUGAAGGUGCACUAGUUUAGACCGGUUAACCGUGAAGGUGCACUAUAUCAGACUGGUCAACGGUGAAGAUGAACUCGUUUAGACUUGUUGAGUGUGAAGGUGAACUAGUUUAGACCGGUUAACCGUGAAUGUACAUUAUAUCCGACGGGACUAGUUCCCCCGAGAGCACUGUAAAGAACUAAACGUUGGAAUUACGUGGUGAUCGAAUAACCCGCAGGUGUCCCAGCUCAGUCGGGACAAAAACAACUCCUCGGGCAUUGAGUAAGGAUUCAUGAUCGACUUAGUUGCCGUUACAACAUGUGUAAACAGAUCAAAGAUGACAUGUUGAUCGGCACUGGUGUAAAACAAAUAAUACAUUGUGCUGGUAUUUUAAAUGAGUCAUACUCUGAUAAAUCCCCCAUCUUGGUGUUAUGCAACCUAUAACAUUAGUUGAGUUUGUCACACGCGUGGAGCAAAGCAGAACUAUAUUUUGUGAAAUGUUAGAAAUCCUCUACUUUGUUCACAUUUAAUUGUUGUCAUAGUGUAGCUGGAUGGGUAGGUAGUUGUUCACUAUCAUGUGGUCUAAUUGUUUUAUUUAAUGUUUUUAUUCAAAUUGUGAUAAGAAAGCUCAGUGUGAUAUCUCCUUUAUAUGCUUGUAAAAUAUCGCAAUUUUGAAGGUAAGGCGAAUAUUUUGUCAGGAAGCUCAAUCAGUAAACUAUACAGAAAUUAUAUUUUGUGAUAUAAUCACCAUGACUCACAUAAAACGCAAAUGUUUACAAGCUAUGAUUCAAUGCCUGUUGAUUUGUUACAAAUUAAUUGUUACUCUUCUAUAUAAUUGUGCAUUAAACACUAUAAACACAGA
This is a messenger RNA of Haliotis rufescens (red abalone), 4612 nucleotides long. RefSeq names its product sporozoite surface protein 2-like. The transcript has 9 exons. NCBI's taxonomy places the organism in Eukaryota, Metazoa, Mollusca, Gastropoda, Lepetellida, Haliotidae. The record is from RefSeq and is a predicted model, not a curated record. Bases 118 to 1419 code for a protein of 433 amino acids.